GUUGUCUAUUUAUUUCUCUGUUUCUCACAAUUCUUCUAUUUGCAACAUUUGAUUGGGCACUUUCCUAUUGUGAACAGGCAAAGAAUAGAUUAAUGAGCGAACCAGGUGGCGAAAGCCUGGAAACAGAGUCAGAAGCAAAUGCUGCCCUGUUGAACAACCUUCCACAAGACAAGAAGGAGUCUGUGGAGACAUUUAUAAGUGUUACUCGUUGUCAGUCAGUGGAAGAAGCUGUUGAUAGAUUGGCAAGCGUGGGUUGGGACUUGGAACGCGCAGUUGACCUACAUAUCAGUGGAGAAUCUUUUCCUGUUAAUAGACCGCCAAAUAAUUCAGAGAAUGGCGUACGUGAAAACCCGACAAUACCACGACAAGAAAUAGGUACUGGUGUGAUUGAACAGACCGGUAGCAAUACCGCUUCGUCGAGAUCCCGCCCGUCCACUCUGUUUCAAAUGACAAUAUCGUUCUUUUUGGCUCCUUUGAGAGCGUUAAUUAAGGCUGCUGCUUCAUUGCUUCGUUUUCUAUUUGUUGGUCCUCGUUCGGUGAGUCGACCUCGUAUAGAAGUUGCCCGAAGAGCAGCAAGAGAGUUUGCACAGCAGUUUGAAAGUGAAUAUGGCAGCAUUCAUCCCACAUUCUUUCAGGGUUGUUUUUUAGAUGCCUUAAAUUAUGCAAAACAGCAGUUCAAGUUUGUUAUGGUGUAUUUACAUGCAGACCGUCACUAUUUAACUCCAGAUUUUUGCAGGGAUGUAUUGACGAAUGAACAACUUGUUGGUUUUAUUAACGAAAACUUUAUUUUUUGGGCGUGUUCUGUGGACAGUGCAGAAGGUCGUCAUUUGCAAGUUUCUUUUCGUGCUACUGAUUUUCCGUAUAUCGCUAUUGUCACAGUUGCUCAAGGAAGAAGAAAUGCACAAGUUUUGGAGUCGAGGCAAGGUGCUAUGGAGAGUGAUGAGUUGACAGAGUUUCUUGUACAAACUUUGGAGAGACAUGGGGAAAUAUUGAAUAGUGCACGUUUGGAACAACAGCGUCAUCUAGAAACAAGGCAAAUUCGUGAAGAACAAGACGUUGCUUUUCAACGAGCUAUAGAAGAAGAUAGAGCGAGACUUGAAGCUGCAGCACAAGCGGAAGCAGCUCGUAAGGAAGAACAAGUCCGUUUAGAACGAGAGAAAGAAGAAGCGGAGUUGGAAAGAGAGCGCUUAGAAAGACGACGACAGCUCAAGUUACGAGAGAUAGAAGAGGAGGCAGUGAAGGGCGAUAGCGAUACGGUUACUAUAGCAAUUAGACAGUCGGAUGGUAGUCGAAUGGAGAGACGGUUUAGAAAGGAGAAUACUAUUCGGCAAGUCUUUGAUUGGGUGGAUACCCGUGGCAUUGAUAUUGAUAAGAUCUGUCUCGUUUGUAACUUUCCGAAACGUCGUUUUGACUACACAAAAGAUGGCCAUUGGAAACUCUGUGAAAUAGAUCAAGGACCUCAUUUGGUUUUUUUUAUCGAAGACAAGUAAAAGGUGAUCAUGUAUUUUUGCUCAUC
Molecule: messenger RNA, 1516 nt
Organism: Galdieria sulphuraria
Lineage: Eukaryota; Rhodophyta; Bangiophyceae; Galdieriales; Galdieriaceae
Exons: 2
Coding region: 93-1490 (465 amino acids)
Cellular component (GO): endoplasmic reticulum
Molecular function (GO): ubiquitin binding
Source: RefSeq, a predicted model, not a curated record